AUGAAUUUAUUAGACGAUUCUGAGGGAGACGUUAAUUUUACAAUAAAUAAAGCUUAUGCACAAAAAUAUGAAAAAUGGAGACAAGGAGAAGAACUUCAAAAAUUAAAAGACAAGUAUGGAGAUUGUCCACAGUCAGAUACAUCUAGUUCAGAAGAAGAAGAUGAAGAUGGAAGAGAGUUCACAGAAAAAAUGGAUAAAGAUUUUUUUAAAACUUUAUCCAGUUUAAAGGAAAAAAAUCCAAAAAUAUAUGAUAAAAAUAUUCAUUUUUUUGAUGCUAAUGACAGCCAAAAUCAAUCAACAAAAACAAAAAAAAAUGGUGAAUUUUGUUCAAUUGGAAAAUAUCAGAGAAAAAUUCUUUUAGAAAAUGAUGGAAAAUUUAGUGACGAUGAAGGUCUACGCAAGUUUUGGACAGAUCCCUCCUUAGAUAAAGGAGAACAAUUUUUAAGAGAUUACAUUUUGAAUAAAAGAUUUUUGGAAAAAAAUGAAGACAGAAUUCCAUCUUAUGAUGAGAUAGUACACGAUUCCGAUUCUGGUCUUUCAGCUGAUGAAAAUACACUAGAGCAACAAGAGGAAUUUGAAAGAAAAUACAACUUUCGAUUUGAAGAACCUGAUCAUGAAUUUGUAAAAAGAUUUCCCAGAACAUUAGAACAAUCGAUGAGGAAAAAAGAUGAAAGACGAAAAAAACAUAGAGAAAAAGUUAAAGAAAGAAAGGAAAGUGAAAAAGCGAAAAAAGCAGAAGACCUCAAAAGAUUAAAAUCUCUGAAAAAAAAAGAAAUCAUGGAUAAAAUAAAAAAAUUACAAGAAAUAACUGGUAAUGAAGACAUUUGCUUCGAGAGUAAAGAUUUGGAAGGUGAUUUUAAUCCUGAUGAACAUGACAAGAGAAUGUCAGAAUUAUUUAAUUCUGAAUACUAUAGUUCAUGUGCUGAUGAAACUAGGCCAGAGUUUCCUGAACUUGAUGAAGAAUUAGAAAUUGAAAAUUGGGACGAAUGGAAUGGGGAACAAAAUUCUGAAGAACUUCAUUGCGAAGAUCCAGGAUUUAAUAUGGAUUGUGAUUACAUUCCAUCCAACAAAUCUAACAUUCAAGAUGAGCUAGUUAAUGCGACAAAAAGGAACAAAAAAAGAAGACAAUCCAAAUUUGCUGCUGCAGUUGCCAAGAAAAAACCAUUAUUCGAUCCGAAAAAUAAAUCUUUUGAAAAAUAUGUUGAUGAGUAUUACUCGUUAGAUUAUGAAGAUCUGAUUGGGGAUAUGCCUUGCAGGUUCAAAUACAGAAAAGUUGUUCCUAAUGAUUUUGGGCUUAGUGUUGAAGAAAUUUUAGCAGCUCCAGAUAAAGAAUUGAAUAGUUGGGUGUCAGUAAAAAAAAUCAUGCAAAGAAGACCGGAAAAUGUAGAAUUAUAUGAUGUACAAGCAUACAAAAAGAAAGGGCAAAAUAUUAGAAAAAAACAAAAGUGUUUACCUUCUUUAUAUAAUGAUAGUGAAAAAACAGAUGACAAAACUUCAGAUGAUAAAUCAAAUUUGUCUAAUAAUUUUGAAGAUAAUUCAAAUUUCCACAAGGAUAAUAUUAGUAAGGGAAGAAAUGAUAGCAAAAAACAAGAGGGAGCAUUUGAAUCUUUCAAAUCUAAGUCCAAGAAUAAUAAUAGUAAUAGUAAUUUUAAAAGAAGUAAAGUUUCAAAACAGAAUGAAAAGAACAAUAGUGCUGAAAAUAAUUUGAAUGAUAUUUCGGAUUCAAGAUUAAUGUCCUACGGAAUUAAUCCUAAAAAAUUCAGAAAUAAAUUGAAAUAUGGAUCAGGGAAAAAAAAAGAUUCUUCUUCGUAA
Molecule: messenger RNA, 1812 nt
Organism: Pediculus humanus corporis (human body louse)
Lineage: Eukaryota; Metazoa; Arthropoda; Insecta; Psocodea; Pediculidae
Exons: 11
Coding region: 1-1812 (603 amino acids)
Biological process (GO): endonucleolytic cleavage in ITS1 to separate SSU-rRNA from 5.8S rRNA and LSU-rRNA from tricistronic rRNA transcript (SSU-rRNA, 5.8S rRNA, LSU-rRNA)
Cellular component (GO): 90S preribosome; nucleolus
Source: RefSeq, a predicted model, not a curated record